Molecule: messenger RNA, 3083 nt
Organism: Amoebophrya sp. A120
Lineage: Eukaryota; Dinophyceae; Syndiniales; Amoebophryaceae
Source: the annotation of a GenBank genome assembly
UCCAACAGCAAACAGACAUGACGGCGAUUGUAGUUUGCAUGUUGACGGAUGUGUAGCAAGAUAGAGCGUGGUUCUUGACAGCCUCGUUUCUUGUGAGCAACCUUCUUGCAGCAGCGCUUCUGACGCAAUUCCUGUGUCCGGAGGACCGUGCUAGGAGAAAUAACGUCGAGCAAGCAAGAUAAACAGGUUUUCAUCUGAAAACAGAAACGAAAAAACCGUCGAGAGAGUAGCAUUCGGGCCACUGCUCGUUUCUGUACGACUACAACCCCGCAGCUGCACAUCAACCUUGUGAAAGCCGGCACCGCUCCUCACCAGUACGAAGAUGGGGUUCUGCCGCAAAUUGUGCCCCUGUUGCUGCCACCGGGUGCCAAAGGCAGAACGGGAUCGGGUGAAACGGGUGCACGCGGGAGAUGCAGUCGACGAUGACGUGAUGGAAAACCUGAUCAACGCCGCUACGGGUGAGGCGGUGGACCCCGAGCAAACGAAUUACGACUACUUCUUCGGCGCCGCGGAAGACUCGGGCCGGGUAUGACAUGAUUUUGAUUGCGCUGAUUGCUUUAUUCUUCUUGUUCGGCUUUGCAGUUCGUGCUCGUGCUACAACAACUUGCAGAGAUAGAAACUACAAGCACAUGCUAAAAUACGCAGCUCGUUGUAUGGUCGUCGAUUGCGUCUUCUUGUUUCUUCAGUGAUUUCGCGCUUUCAGUGGCCGAAGAGUCAAAAUCGACGAAACAAAAGUAGAAAUGUAUACGUAGUUUCUUGUCUCACCACGUGCACGUCCUCUCAUUCGUCGUGGUAGCUUCUGCUCUGAGUCAGAGGCUGAGUCAUCAAGGAUUAUGAACUGGACGAUGUGACUCAUUCUGAUGCAAGCAACAUGAUAUCACGUUAGUAUCUAUGUUUUUCGAUGAAAUUGAUAUCAGGACCAAAGCACGGUGGCGCCGGAUUGGGAGGAGCAGAUCGAGGGUGCUGGCGUCCUCGUGGACACGGUUGCGCGCGACAGUGACGCGGAUGAGCACUUCCAGCAGUACUCCAAGAGCCUGCACGGGUCGCCCAACCGUGGGAAGUCCGGCGUCGACGGCGCGCACAACCGGUCCCCGCCGCCCUCCAGCGCUUCGGGAGGGAGCAGCUCGGCCUCGGGUUGGGCCAGCGACAGCUCCGCGCGCUCCUCGGGGGUGGACUCUUCCGUGCACUCCUCGUCGAAGAUCCGGAUUGCUUCGGUUUUUUCCACGACCGCGACGUCCGCGCAGCCUGGCAGCGUCAAGGUUGCAGCAGCUGCGCGUGGUCAUGAUGAGCAACCGGUGGUGGAGAGUGGCUGCUACAGCGACUACUACUCCGCCCAGGACGAGCGCCCGCACGGAGAGCAAACGACAAGCACGGAAAACGAUGCUGGUUCGUCCGAUGCGAGCAAAAAAUCCACCUACACCAACCCCGCAUUCUACGUGUCCGCGUUCAAGCGGGCGUUUGCAGCGACGGGCGGUGGUGUGGAACCAAGCAACGAUCCGAAAACGCCGCCGAUCGGGUUGGGCAGCCCCGCGCAAAUGGUCGGCUACAGCAGCAGCAGCGGGUACCGCAUGAAAGAGAGCGACAGCUCUGACGAGUACGACGACCCUGAAGCCUCCAACUUCAACAACGACGAAGAACCUGCGACCAGCACGGAGGAGGAGGAAAUCUACCUGAGCAGAUACAAUUGAGAGAGAGGAAGGAAACUCAUUCAAGUUGAGAGGAUCAAACUUUUAUCGAGUUCUCUUCUCUUUCCAAGUUGAAACUUUGUUUUCUAAUUGUGAAAAUCGACUAGAAAAUUAUAACUACUACACGGCUUUAUCGAUUCCAAUUUACUAUUGAAUCGAUCAGAUGAAGCCUAAGAACACUGCGUAUGUGAUGUGUCUGUAUCGAAGUGAUGAAGACUGCAGUGUCAAGCUGGCACAGUGGUUUUCAUCAUUCAAAAUCAGGUAAAGAUUCAAAAUCGUCGCCGUCCAAGUGGCUUUCGAUUACAAGCUCUCCUUGUGGAUAAAAACUCUCUGAAUAUUCUUAGCAUAGUACCUCGUUCCAUUGAUUGUGGGAAAUCUGCUUCUGAUAUUCGGGUUGUCUUUUAUACGCGAGUUAAUACUUCUGUGGUACCAAGCAAUUUAUUCAAUUUUCUGUGACAAAAAAAUCUUGUUUAAAAAGCUCGCUGCUGCUGAGCCAGGGUUGUGGAUUCGACUCCAGCCUAGGUGCCACGCACCUGCAGCCUAGGUGGAUCCACGUGACAACUCGGACGGAGUAAAAAGGAGAAAACGCUAUAAAAGUGGAAAGUGAAAAAUGCAAUCGUUGUUGCGGAGCGAGGUGGCGAGGAGGAUGAGUCUACUCAUGAGUAGGGGAAUCCUUAUCGCCGUCCCGUUUCGCGCGCGGGUGUGCGCUAAAAGUGAGCAUGCUAUCCAUCGUGUGCAAAAAUUGAAGGCUUUUUUUUCUGCUUUAUCUUUACAUCGUUCUUGUUUUGCUUUUAGAGUAACUUCAUAUAUUAACUUUGUUUUCUCUACUCAUGACGUACUUUUUCCACUACAAACGUAACGACCCCCAUUGCAAACUAACGAGUAACGACCCCUUCUCUUUCAGUGCUUCACAUCAAAACACAGUACUUAUUGUCCGGAUCUCCGUCUAAUGAAGCGCCUCAAAUCGAAAACCGAAAAGGAGCUAGAUACGCAGUCAGGUAUCAGCUCUCAGCAUCGCGCCAAAACUAUCCUGACCUCUAUGAUGCUACAUCGGCACUUCAUUUGCAUGGUACAAGCGUAGAAUUGCGAAUUUAUACUUGUAAAACUUACACGGAAUUACAAUUCUUGUGAUAGUUUUACGAGCUGCAGAUUCACCUACGAGGCUUGAUAGGUGAGAAUGAGGAUCGAUGAUUAGGACGAGUCAUUUGAGUACUCGCAUGCACUUAUGAAAAUCUAUUUCUACCCGGAGAAUGCGACGCCGACGCUGAUGCAAAAGGAAAAGUAUUCCACCCGGGAAGAAUCGCCGCUACUAGUCAUCCUUAUUCAUUUCGCAAGAUUCUCCCUGGACAUACGCGAUUAUUUUGGAACAAGUACAAAAAAAGUGCCACUACAACGAGC